AUGCUCGAUCUCCAACCCAACUCUGAGCUGCAGUCCAAAAUCGGAGAGGCCGGCAGCUUUAUUAAAAGCGAUGUUUCCGAUUACGACAGCCAAGCAAAGGCCUUUCAAGGUGCCUGGGAUAGAUAUGGCCGCCUGGAUCUGGUCGUCCUCAAUGCCGGAAUAACAGACAGGAGGCGUUCAGAUGUGUAA
Molecule: messenger RNA, 189 nt
Organism: Grosmannia clavigera kw1407
Lineage: Eukaryota; Fungi; Ascomycota; Sordariomycetes; Ophiostomatales; Ophiostomataceae
Exons: 2
Coding region: 1-189 (62 amino acids)
Source: RefSeq, a predicted model, not a curated record